Molecule: messenger RNA, 641 nt
Organism: Gossypium arboreum
Lineage: Eukaryota; Viridiplantae; Streptophyta; Magnoliopsida; Malvales; Malvaceae
Product: mitochondrial pyruvate carrier 4
Exons: 5
Coding region: 97-423 (108 amino acids)
Biological process (GO): pyruvate import into mitochondria
Cellular component (GO): mitochondrial inner membrane
Source: RefSeq, a predicted model, not a curated record
CUAAUAUACUGAACCAAAACGGAACAAAAUCCUUUAUUUUUUGUUAGACCAAAAAUCAAAAGCAAUUAGUAAAGUGGGGGAAAGCGAGUUGAAUCUAUGGCGUCCUCCAAGCUACAGGCUCUGUGGAACCACCCUGCCGGACCCAAAACCAUUCACUUUUGGGCACCAACUUUUAAAUGGGGCAUUAGCAUAGCGAAUGUGGCUGACUUUGCUAAACCACCGGAAAAACUUUCCUACCCUCAGCAAAUAGCGGUUACUGCAACUGGAAUUAUCUGGUCACGCUACAGCACUGUAAUCACUCCGAAAAACUGGAAUCUCUUCAGUGUAAACAUUGCUAUGGCUGGAACAGGCAUAUACCAACUAACACGAAAAAUAAAACAUGAUUACUUUUCGGAGGCAAAGCCGGCCAUUGCAUCUGAAUGAUGAUGAAAUCUUCCGAAAUCCUCUGUUUUUAAUGGAACAAAUUAUCAGUUAUCUUGCCUUGUUUUUCUGUUAAUUAAAAGUUACACUUUGGCUCUAUGGCUUGGCUUUGAAUUACUCAAGCAUGUUGUGUUGUGGAAAAAUUGGAACUUGAUGAUGAUGAUUGUAGAGCCAUCAACUGAUACUGAACUGAGCAACAGAAUCCCUAAAAUUUUCAAUAA